Molecule: messenger RNA, 717 nt
Organism: Talaromyces amestolkiae
Lineage: Eukaryota; Fungi; Ascomycota; Eurotiomycetes; Eurotiales; Trichocomaceae
Exons: 2
Coding region: 1-717 (238 amino acids)
Source: RefSeq, a predicted model, not a curated record
AUGAAGAAUUCCGUCCAGAAUAUCCAACUGGCUAUAUACGCUACAAUACUGAGCUUGACACUCGCCUGGCUCGUCAUCUCUGUCGCCGACACUGCUGUAUUGGCAUUACGAGAGUGGGAGUUUCUGCCUUGCGGUGGUAGGCACAUAUCGAGCGAGCAGCAGCAGCAGCAGCCUCCCUUUAAAAUUGAGGUUCUCGAUUUUAUUGACGACAACGGAGACACAGCCCCAACAGAUAGCGACUCUUCAACUCAAAACGUCAUCACCAUGCCUCCCGUCACAGGCGACACAUCGAAUCUAAUCGUCUCCGACCUCCUCGUCAAAACACCCAAAAUCAACGUCUUCGCCUCCCUCACCCGCGACUUUUAUCCUAUUACAACCCGCUUGAGCGACAAAGCCCAAAACACGACCGUUCUUGCACCAUUGAACUCAGCCAUAAACGCUUUGCCUAGAAAACCAUGGGAAGAUCCGGAAGAUUACGACAAAUUCGGCACAGCAGAAGCUUAUAGAGGGGAUGAAGGCAGGGAUAGGGCGCAGAGGAAUUUGCAGAAGUUUGUGGAGGCGCAUUUGGUACCUGUGAGUCCGUGGAGGGAAGGGGAGGAGGUUGAGACCGUUGGUGGUGGGAAGAUUGAACCUGGUCAUAUUGAGGUUGAUAGCACUGCUUCGGAAGUGUCAAAUGGGAAUGUUUGGGUUCUCAAGGGGGUUAUUAAUUAUAAAUGA